Messenger RNA from Nerophis ophidion (straightnose pipefish), 10047 nucleotides. RefSeq names its product protein Wnt-7a-like. Gene Ontology annotation, cellular component: extracellular region. The coding region runs from base 233 to 1285 and encodes 350 amino acids. NCBI's taxonomy places the organism in Eukaryota, Metazoa, Chordata, Actinopteri, Syngnathiformes, Syngnathidae. The transcript is spliced from 4 exons. Gene Ontology annotation, molecular function: frizzled binding; cytokine activity. The record is from RefSeq and is a predicted model, not a curated record. Gene Ontology annotation, biological process: canonical Wnt signaling pathway; positive regulation of JNK cascade; multicellular organism development.
CACGCUUACCUGUGCGGUGACGUCAUCCUCGCCAUGCGCAGAGGAGACACUCGCAAGGAAUCCGGGCGCACUUCGACGCGAGGCCAGUGAAGCCGUUUUUGUCCCCCCUCCCACCCACCCUUUUUUUUCAUGCGUUUCCCGCUCCUGGAGUGGGGAUUUACCUGAGCGCAGGCAAGGGUUCCGAACUUGGCGUCUCACCUGCGGAAACUCCUCGCAUGAACCCGAGGCAGCGAUGAGUCGGAGAACCAGAAGAUGGAUUUUACGGGUUUUACUCUGCUUGGGGAUUGUUUACCUGAAGAUCGGCGGCUUCUCCUCGGUGGUGGCCCUGGGGGCCAGUAUCAUCUGCAACAAGAUCCCGGGCCUGGCCCCCCGCCAGCGGAUUAUCUGUCAGAGUCGGCCCGACGCGAUCAUCGUGAUCGGGGAAGGCGCGCAAAUGGCCGUCAAUGAGUGCCAGUUCCAGUUCAAACAUGGACGCUGGAACUGCUCGGCUCUGGGCGAGAGGACCGUCUUCGGAAAAGAGUUGAAAGUGGGCAGCAAAGAAGCGGCCUUUACCUAUGCCAUCAUCGCGGCCGGCGUGGCUCACGCCGUCACCGCCGCCUGCACGCAGGGGAACCUGAGCGACUGCAGCUGCGACAAAGACAAGCAGGGCUUCUACAGCAAGGACCAGGGCUGGAAGUGGGGGGGCUGCUCGGCGGACAUCGGCUACGGCCUGGUAUUCUCCAAAGUCUUCAUCGACGCCCGGGAGGUCAAACAGAACGCCAGGACGCUGAUGAACCUCCACAACAACGAGGUGGGACGCAAGGUCCUGGAGAAGAACAUGCGGCUGGAAUGCAAGUGUCACGGGGUGUCGGGCUCCUGCACCACCAAAACCUGCUGGACCACCCUCCCCAAGUUCCGCCAGCUGGGCUACAUUCUCAAGGAGAAAUACGCCCAGGCCCUGCACGUGGAGGCGGUCAAAGCCAGCCGCAACAAGCGGCCCAAGUUCCUGAAGAUCAAGAAGCCCCACUCGUACCGGAAGCCCUCCGACACGGACCUGGUGUACACGGACAAGUCGCCCAACUACUGCGAGGCGGACGCCGUGACGGGCAGCCUGGGCACGCAGGGGCGCGCCUGCAACAAGACGGCGGCGCAGCACGCCGGCGCCUGCGACCUGAUGUGCUGCGGCCGCGGCUACAACACGCACCAGUACUCCCGCGUCUGGCAGUGCAACUGCAAGUUCUUGUGGUGCUGCUCCGUCAGGUGCAACACCUGCAGCGAGAGGACCGAGGUGUACACGUGCAAGUGACCGCGUUGCGAGCGGACCCCGGCUGCACGAGGAGCUUCUACUGAGCGCUGGACACGUGGAAUAUUUAAUAACUGUCGACUAGAGAAUGGAGAAACAUUGGUAUUAAUUUAUUUGACAAGAACUACUGAUGUGGGGGUCAACAAAAAACUCAGUGUUGGGAGGGUUAGUUUGUUCAAGGGAUGAGUUUUUUUUAUUUUUAUUAUUAACUUUUGACCCGCUUGCUGUACGUCUUCCUCACAUUUGCUGCUAGUCCCGAAUUGUUUAGCGUCACAAACACUGGCACAUGUUCCACUUCAUAGAGUAUAUUUUGUAAGAGCCUAUUUUUGUAUGGAUGUCUUAUUUAUAUCUGUUGCUUAAUAUUCCACCUUCAACUGGACCUGCGCCUCUUUGGAAUGCUAUUUCUUAUCCACAAUCCUUGGGCAAGACAAGAACGCACAGGUUUUUGUUUUAUUUUAUGUGUUUUUGCAUUCUAAAUCGUAAAUAAACAGUAGCAAAAGUCAGCUAACAAUGGAGCCAAUAGGAAACUUCUAUUUUUGAGCCUGAAUAUAAUGAGGAGGAUCUACAAGUUUUAGAAAACAGACAAACACCAAGCGUCAUGUAGCACUAUUGCUAAGUGCGAAAAAAACUGUAUAAAACAAUCACCUUUACUAAAAUAAUAUAAAAAGAACAACUUAAAAUCUUGUCCAGAUGUUUACUGAUAUAUAAUAUUCACACAGACACUAAGCGUCAUGUAGCAGUAUUGCUAAGUACUAAGCAAUUACAAACGUAAUAAAACAAUCACUUACUUUACAAUGUCCGCUCUCACUGGGAUGAAGACUGAGGGGAUGUUUAUAUAUUCCCUUUUACAUCAACAAUUCAUCAUGUAGCAGUAUUGCUAAGUGGUAAACAAGAUAUACAAACAUAAUAAAACAAUCACUUACUGUCCACUGUCAUUGAGAUAAAGACGGAUGGGUUGUUUUAUAUAUUUCACUUUACAUCAACAAAUCAUCAUAGGCCUCAAGAAGGGUUAAAAAAAAAACAGAUUUUGUGGGUCUUUCUGGCCAUUUCCGGGUCUAAGUUGGAUGUCAAAGUUUACCAACUUGAUUUUUCAAUUUUUGCAUCCGAAAUCGUAAACAAACAGUAGCAAAAGUCGGCCAACAAUGGAAACUUUUAUUUUUGAGCCUGAAAAUAAUGAGGAGGAUCUACAAGUUUUAGAAACCAAACACCAAGCGUCAUGUAGCACUAUUGCUAAGUGUGAAAAAACAGUAUAAAACAAUCACUUACUGUACAAUGUCCACUCUCACUUACAGUGCAAUAUAUAAGUGUUAUAAAAGGGUAUAACAUGGAGUUAUUGUCAUAUUUUGACCAAUUUUAUUUAGAAAUAAAAUGUUGAUGCUCCUCUUAGACACACGUAAUUAAGGUGUUUUUUGAUGAUGAAUUAAAGGCAACAUCAAACAUUAUGUCACUAUUGUUCUCACCUUUACUAAAAUAAUAUAAAAAGAACAACUUAAAAUCUUGUCCAGAUCUCUACUGAUAUAUUUUAUUCACACAAACACAAAGCAUCAUGUAGCAGUAUUGCUAAGUACUAAGCAAGAUAUAUAAACAAUAUUGAAAAAGUCACUGCACAAUGUCUGCACUCACAGGGAUAAAGACUGAUGAGAUUUUUAUAUCUUCCCCUUUACAUCAACAAUUCAUCAUGUAGCAGUAGUGCUAAGAGGUAAACAAGAUAUACAAACAUAAUAAAACAAUCACUUACUGUGCAAUGUCCGCUCUCACCGGGAUGAAGACUGAUGGGAUGUUUAUAUCUUCCCCUUUACGUCAACAAAUCCUCAUAAGCCUCACAAAGGAUUAAAAAAUGUUUUUUGUGUCUUUCUGGCCAUCUCCGGGUCUUAGUUGGAGGUCAAAGGUGACCAAAUUGUUUUUUCUUUUUUUGCAUGCUAAAUCGUAAAUAAAUAGUAGCAAAAGUCAGCUAACAAUGGAGCCAAUGGGAAACUUCUAUUUUUGAGCCUGAAUAUAAUGAGGACCUACAAUUUUUCGAAAACAGACAAACACCAACCGUCAUGUAGCACUAUUGCUAACUGUGGAAAAAACAGUAUAAAACAAUCACUUACUCUUUUUUGAUGAUAAAUUAAAGGCAACAUCAAAUAUUAUGUCACGACUGGUCCCACCUUUACUAAAACAAUGUUAAAAGAACAACUUAAAGUCUUGUCCAAAGGUUUACUGACAUAAUAUUCACACAAACACAAAUCAUCAUGUAGCAGUAUUGCUAAGUGCUUAGCAAGAUAUACAAACAAAAAUAAAAAAUCACUUACUGCUCAAUGUCUGCACUCACAGGGAUAAAGACUGAUGGGCUGUUUAUAUAUUCGCUUUUACAUCAACAAUUCAUCAUGUAGCAGUAAUGCUAAGAGGUAAACAACAUAUACAAACAUAAUAAAACAAUCACUUACUGUACAAUGUCCGCUUUCACCGGGAUGAAGACAGAUGGGAUGUUUAUAUCUUCCCCUUUACAUCAACAAAUCCUCAUAGGCCUCACAAAGGAUUAAAACAUGUUUUUUGUGUCCUUCCGGCCAUCUCCGGGUCUUAGUUGGAUGUCAAAGUUGACCAAAAUGUUUUUUCUUUUUCUUCAUGCUGAAUCAUAAAUAAAUAGUAACAAAAGUCAGCUAACAAUGGAGCCAAUAGGAAACUUCCAUUUUUUAGCCUGAAUAUAAUGAGGAGGGCCUACCAUUUUUAGAAAACCGACAAACACCAAGCGUCAUGUAGCACUAUUGCUAAGUGCGGAAAAAAACAGUAUAAAACAAUCACUUACUCUACAAUGUCCACUCUCACUUACAGUGCAAUAUAUAAGUGUUAUAAAAGGGUAUAACAUGGAGUUAUUGUCAUUUUUUUACCAAUUUUAUUUAGAAAUAAAAUGAUGCUCCUCUUAGACACACGUAUUUAAGGUGUUUGGUGUUUUUUGAUGAUAAAUUAAAGGCAACAUCAAACAUUAUGUCACUAUUGUUCUCACCUUUACUAAAAUAAUAUUAAAAGAACAACUUAAAAUCUUGUCCAAAGGUUUACUGACGUAUAAUACUCACACAAACACAAAGCGUCCUGUAGCAGUAUUGCUAAGUACUAAGCAAGAUAUACAAACAAUAUAAAAAAAACACUUACUGCACAAUGUCUGCACUCACAGGGAUAAAGACUGAUGGGAUUUUUAUUUCUUCCCCUUUACAUCAACAAUUCAUCAUGUAGCAGUAGUUCUAAGAGGUAAACAACAUAUACAAACAUAAUAAAACAAUCACUUACUGUACCAUGUCCACUGUCAUUGAGAUAAAGACGGAUGGGUUGUUUUAUAUAUUCUACUUUACAUCAACAAAUCAUCAUAGGCCUCAUAAAGGGUUAAAAAAAAUAGAUUUUGUGUGUCUUUCUGUCCAUUUCCGUGUCUAAGUUGGAUGUCAAAGUUUACCAAUUUGAUUUUCCAAUUUUUGCAUGCUAAAUCGUAAACACACAGUAGCAAAAGUCGGACAACAAUGAAACCAAUAGAAAACUUCUAUUUUUGAGCCUGAACAUAAUGAGGACGAUCUACAAUUUUUUGAAAAAGACAAACACCAAGCAUCAUGUAGCACUAUUGCUAAGUGCGAAAAAACAGUAUAAAACAAUCACUUACUGUACAAUGUCCGCUCUCACUUACAGUGCAAUAUAUCCACAAAGUGUUAUAAAAGGGUAUAACAUGGAGUUUUUGUGUCAUAUUUUGACCAAUUUUAUUUAGAAAUAAAAUGUCGAUGCUCCUCUUAGACACACGUAAUUAAGGUGUUUGGUGUUUUUUGAUGAUAAAUUAAAGGCAACAUCAAACAUUAUGUCACUAUUGUUCUCACCUUUACUAAAAUAAUAUAAAAAGAACAACUUAAAAUAUUGUCCAGAUGUGUACUGAUAUAUAAUAUUCACACAAACACAAAGCGUCCUGUAGCAGUAUUGCUAAGUACUAAGCAAGAUAUAUAAACAAUAUUUAAAAAAUCACUUACUGCACAAUGUCUGCACUCACAGGGAUAAAGACUGAUGAGAUUUUUAUAUCUUCCCCUUUACAUCAACAAUUCAUCAUGUAGCAGUAGUGCUAAGAGGUAAACAACAUAUACAAACAUAACAAAACAAUCACUUACUGUACAAUGUUCGCUCUCACUGGGAUGAAGACUGAUGGGAUGUUUAUAUCUUCCCCUUUACUUCAACAAAUCCUCAUAGGCCUCACAAAGGAUUAAAACAUGUUUUUUUUGUCUUUAUGGCCAUCUCCGGGUCUUAGUUGGAUGUCAAAGUUGACCAAAUAGUUUUUUCUUUGUUUGCAUCCUAAAUCGUAAAUAAAUAGUAGCAAAAGUCAGCUAACAAUGCAGCCAAUAGGAAACUUCUAUUUUUGAGCCUGAAAUAAUGAGGGGAUCUACAAGUUUUAUAAAACAGACAAACACCAAGCGUCAUGUAGCACUAUUGCUAAGUGCGAAAAAACAGUAUAAAACAAUCACGUACUGUUUUUUGAUGAUAAAUUAAAGGCAACAUCAAACAUUAUGUCCAGACUGGUCCCACCUUUACUAAAACAAUGUUAAAGGAACAACUUAAAGUCUUGUCCAAAGGUUUACUGACAUAUAAUAUUCACACAAACACAAAGCGUCCUGUAGCAGUAUUGCUAAGUACUAAGCAAGAUAUACUAACAAUAUAAUACAAAUCACUUACUGCACAUGUCUGCACUCACAGGGAUAAAGACUGAUGAGAUUUUUAUAUAUUCCCCUUUACAUCAACAAUUCAUUAUGUCGCGGUAUUGCUAAAAGGUAAACAACAUAUACAAACAUAAUAAAACAAUCACUUACUGUACAAUGUCCGCUUUCACUGGGAUGAAGACUGAUGGGAUGUUUAUAUCUUCCCCUUUACGUCGACAAAUCCUCAUAGGCCUCACAAAGGAUUAAAACAUGUUUUUUGUGUCUUUCUGGCCAUGUCCGGGUCUUAGUUGGAUGUCAAAGUUGACCAAAUUGUUUUUUGUCUUUUUUUGCAUGCUGAAUCGUAAAUAAAUAGUAGCAAAAGUCAGCUAACAAUGGAGCCAUUACGAAACUUCUAUUUUUGAGCCUGAAUAUAAUGAGGAGGAUCUACAAGUUUAAGAAAACAGACAAACACCAAGCGUCAUGUAGCACUAUUGCUAAGUGCAAAAAAAAACUGUAUAAAACAAUCACUUACUGUUUUUUGAUGAUAAAUUAAAGGCAACAUCAAACAUUAUGUCCAGACUGGUCCCACCUUUACUAAAACAAUGUUAAAAGAACAACUUAAAGUCUUGUCCAAAGGUUUACUGACGUAUAAUAUUCACACAAACACGAAGCGUCCUGUAGCAGUAUUGCUAAGUACUAAGCAAGAUAUACAAACAAUACAAAAAAAAUCACUUAUCGCACAAUGUCUGCACUCACAGGGAUAAAGACUGAUGAGAUUUUUAUAUCUUCCCUUUUACAUCAACAAUUCAUUAUGUAGCAGUAUUGCUAAGAGGUAAACAACAUAUACAAACAUAAUAAAACAAUCACUUACUGUGCAAUGUCCGCUCUAACUGGGAUUAAGACUGAUGGGAUGUUUAUAUCUUCCCCUUUACUUCAACAAAUCCUCAUAGGCCUCACAAAGGAUUAAAACAUGCUUUUUUUGUGUCUUUCUGGCCAUCUCCGGGUCUAAGUUGGAUGUCAAAGUUGAACAACUUGUUUUUACUUUUUUUGCUUACAAAAAUAUAAAUAAACAGUAGCAAAAGUUGGCUAACAUUGGAGCCAAUAGGAAACUUUUAUUUUUGAGCUUGAAGGUAAUGAGGAGGAUCUACAAGUUUUAGAAAACAGACAAACACCAAGCGUCAUGUAGCACUAUUGCUAAGUGCGAAAAAACAGUAUAAAACAAUCACUUACUGUAAAAUGUCCGCUCUCACUUACAGUGCAAUAUAUCCACUAAGUGUUAGAAAAGGGUAUAACAUGGAGUUAUUGUGUCAUAUUUAGACACAUUUUAUUUAGAAAUAAAAUGUCGAUGCUCCUGUUUGAUGUUUUUUGAUGAUAAAUUAAAGGCAACAUCAAACAUUAUGUCACUAUUUUCUCACCUGUACUUAAAUAAUAUAGAAAGAACAACUUAAAGUCUUGUCCAAAGGUUUACUGACAUAUAAUAUUCACACAAACUCAAAGCGUCCUGUAGCAGUAUUGCUAAGUAUUAAGCAAGAUAUACAAACAAUAUAAAUAAUCACUUACUGCACAAUGUCUGCACUCACAUGGAUAAAGACUGAUGAGAUUUUUAUAUCUUCCCUUUUACAUCAACAAUUCAUCAUGUAGCAGUAUUUCUAAGAGGUAAACAACAUAUACAAACAUAAUAAAACAAUCACUUACUGUUCAAUGUCCGCUCUAACUGGGAUGAAGACUGAUGGGAUGUUUAUAUCUUCCCCUUUACUUCAACAAAUUCUAAUAGGCCUCACAAAGGAUUAAAAAAAAUUGUUUGUGUCUUUUUUUGCAUGCUAAAUCGCAAAUUAAUAGUAAAAAAAAGUCAGCUAACAAUGGAGCCAAUAGGAAACUUCCAUUUUUGAGCCUGAAUAGAAUGAGGAGGACAUACAAGUUUUAGAAAACAGACAAACACCAAGCGUCAUGUAGCACUAUUGCUAAGUGCGAAAAAACAGUAUAAAACAAUCACGUACUGUACAAUGUCCACUCUCACUUACAGUGCAAUAUAUCCACAAAGUGUUAUAAAAGGGUAUAACAUAGAGUUAUUGUCAUAUUUUGACCAAUUUUAUUUAGAAAUAAAAUGUCGAUGCUCCUCUUAGACACACGUAAUUAAGGUGUUUGGUGUUUUUUGAUGAUAAAUUAAAGGCAACAUCAAACAUUAUGUCACUAUUGUUCUCACCUUUACUAAAAUAAUAUAAAAAGAACAACUUAAAAUAUUGUCCAGAUGUUUACUGAUAUAUAAUAUUCACACAAACUCAAAGCGUCAUGUAGCAGUAUUGCUAAGUACUAAACAAGAUAUAUAAACAAUAUUUUUUAAAUCACUUACUGCACAAUGUCUGCACUCACAGGGAUAAAGACUGAUGAGAUUUUUAUAUCUUCCCCUUAACAUCAACAAUUCAUCAUGUAGCAGUAUUGCUAAGUGGUAAACAAGAUAUACAAACAUAAUAAAACAAUCACUUACUGUGCAACGUCCGCUCUCACUGGGAUGAAGACUGAUGGGAUGUUUAUAUCUUCCCCUUUACUUCAACAAAUCCUCAUAGGCCUCACAAAGGAUUAAAAAAAUGUUUUUUUUGAGUCUUUUUGGCCAUCUCCGGGUCUUAGUUGGAUGUAGAAGUUCACCAAAUUGUUUUUUUCUUUUUUUGCAUGCUAAAUCGUAAAUAAAUAGUAGCAAAAGUCAGCUAACAAUGGAGCCAAUAGGAAACUUCUAUUUUUGAGCCUGAACGUAAUGAGGAGGAUCUACAAUUUUAGAAACAGACAAACACUGAGCGUCUUGUAGCACUAUUGCUAAGUGCGAAAAAACUGUAUAAAACAUUCACUUACUGUACAAUGUCCGCUCUCACUUACAGUGCAAUAUAUCCACUAAGUGUUAUAAAAGGGUAUAACAUGGAGUUUUUGUGUCAUAUUUUGACCAAUUUUAUUGAGAAAUAAAAUGUCGAUUCUCCUCUUAGACACACGUAAUUAAGGUGUUUGAUGUUUUUUGAUGAUAAAUUAAAGGCAACAUCAAACAUUAUGUCACUAUUCUCACCUUUACUAAAAUAAUAUAAAAAGAACAACUUAAAGUCUUGUCCAGAUGUUUACUGACAGAUAAUAUUCACACAAACACUAAGCGACGUGUAGCAGUAUUGCAAAGUGCUAAGCAAGAUAUACAAACAAUAUAAAAAUUCACAGGGAUAAAGACUGAUGGGAUGUUGUUUAUAUCUUCCCCUUUACAUCAACAAUUCAUCAUGUCGCAGUAUUGCUAAGUGGUAAACAUGAUAAAACAAUCACUUACUGUACCAUGUCCACUGUCAUUGGGAUAAGACUGAUGGGAUGUUUUAUAUAUUCCCUUGUACAUCAACAAGCCAUUAUAGCCUCACAAAUGGUUAAAAAAAGGGUUUUUUCAUGGCUUUCUGGUUUUAAAUUGAAUGUCAAAGUUGACCAACUUGUGGGUAUACGUCCACAGCAUUCUACUAUCCAGGUGGGGGGCAUGAUUUAUCAUCGAGAAUUAACUUUCACCAACUCAGAGGCGAUGCAGCAGCUCAAUAUGUCAAUAUAGCAGCAUAAUCUAAAAGUAGUUCCUCUGUGUUAGCACUUAUAAUAACAAUAUUGCUAAUACUUUUUAAUAUUCAGGUGACUAUAUGUAAAUAGGGUGUUGUUGGUUUAAUUAAUUGAUUGAAACUUUUAUUAGUAGAUUGCACAGUUCCUUACAAUUGACCACUAAAUGGUAACACCCGAAUACGUUUUUCAACUUGUUUAAGUCGGGGUCCACUUUAAUCAAGUCAUGGCACUUUUUGGAUGUUAUUUUGGGGGGCACAAUAGUGUACUACGAAUAGCUGCAUUGUUAACCACUUCAAAUUGCUGUAUUUUACGAUUUAAAAUGCACAAAAAAAGGAAAAACACAUGUGUUCUUGUCCUGAAGAUUCUGAAUGAUAAACAACAUUAAGAAAAAAAAGUGCAGUUCCUCUUCAAGCUCUGACCUCUUGUCUGUAAAGAACAAAUGCAAGCUGAUGUACGAUAUGUUAGUUUGCUGUCACUGCCACCGAUGUGUAGUGUAAGUACUUGGGUGUGUGUUGUUUACUGCGUUUCAUGACUGCUGGAAUACAGGAACACAAUAACAACAAA